AUCCAGCCCCUCGGAGGCCGCCCGCGAAGGAGGAGACCGGCGCCGAUGGCCAUCCUUCUUUAUGAUUAUCCCCCCCCUUUUCCCGCCUCCUCUCCGCCGGCGGCAGCGCAGGGCCAGUGGGCCAUUCGGUCGGGGGGAAUAAGUACAAACAAGGGCUUCGGAGGUGGGCCCCCGCCGCUCUUUGGGCCUCCCUCAGGGGAAGCCUUCAAGCAGCCCCCGCCGCCGCCUUCUUCGGAGUGCUAUCUGACAGUUUCUGAAUUCUCCCAACUGCAAGAAAAAUGAAGUUGCUGUACUUUGGAGUGCCAGUGCUAGUCAGCCAGCUUUUCUUCUUCUGGGUCCCAUCCUCAAUGGGUUGCAAUAAGGCUCUGUGUGCUAGCGACGUCAGCAAAUGCUUAAUACAGGAGCUGUGUCAGUGUCGACCAGGUGAAGGAAAUUGCUCAUGUUGUAAAGAAUGCAUGCUUUGCCUGGGCACACUUUGGGAUGAGUGCUGUGACUGUGUUGGUAUGUGCAAUCCACGCAAUUACAGUGACACCCCUCCUACUUCCAAGAGUACUGUUGAGGAGCUUCAUGAGCCAAUCCCGUCUCUUUUUCGGGCACUUACUGAAGGUGACACUCAGUUGAGCUGGAAUAUUGUUUCCUUUCCUGUUGGUGAAGAACUGUCACAUCAUGAGAACCUAGUCUCCAUUUUAGAAACAGUGAAUCAACCACAACAUCAGAAUGUCUCCGUCGCAAACAACAAUGUCCAUCCAUCUUACUCCAGUGAAAAAGAACGCAUGUGUACUGUUGUUUAUUUUGAUGACUGCAUGUCAAUACAUCAGUGCAAGAUCUCCUGCGAAUCCAUGGGUGCAUCCAAAUAUCGAUGGUUUCAUAAUGCCUGCUGUGAAUGUAUUGGGCCUGAGUGUAUUGACUAUGGCAGUAAAACUGUAAGAUGCAUGAACUGCAUGUUUUGAAGCUGAAGAGUAGAAUUUUAAUAUUAUAGACACCAAAGGUAUUUUAUUGAUAAAGACUGAGCUUGGAAGUAUUGCUUAAGACUGUAAUAGUUGCCAGACAGUUGCAGGGACCUAAACAUGUACGUUUACCCCUGAUCAUGUAAACAGUAUUACUUAGUAAAUGCUUAGUCUUAUUUUUCAUCUAAACUGGGUAGCACAGCCAGUGUUAUGAUGAGAUUGUUUCAUGUUGACCUGAAUAGAUGAAUUUAACUAAUA
Messenger RNA from Sceloporus undulatus (fence lizard), 1205 nucleotides. RefSeq names its product twisted gastrulation BMP signaling modulator 1 (gene TWSG1). Gene Ontology annotation, biological process: regulation of BMP signaling pathway. Bases 279 to 950 code for a protein of 223 amino acids. Lineage: Eukaryota; Metazoa; Chordata; Lepidosauria; Squamata; Phrynosomatidae. The transcript has 5 exons. The record is from RefSeq and is a predicted model, not a curated record.